Messenger RNA from Notodromas monacha, 483 nucleotides. The record is from the annotation of a GenBank genome assembly. NCBI's taxonomy places the organism in Eukaryota, Metazoa, Arthropoda, Ostracoda, Podocopida, Cyprididae.
AUGUCGCCCAAGGAUUUGUGCACGCUUAAUUUUUUAGAUCAGGUCGUGGAUUCGGGGGUUAAGGUACUCAAAAUAGAAGGUCGAGGACGGGCACCCGAAUAUGUGGCCACCGUAACCAAAGCCUAUAGAGAGGCCAUAGACGCCAUCGCCAACGGAACAUUUACCCAAGAUAAAAUAGAGGCGUGGAUGGGGCAACUAGAAACGGUUUAUAAUAGAGGGUUUUGGAGCGGAUAUUAUUUGGGUCAAGAAUUGGGAGAAUGGUCUAAGAGCAAUGGGUCCAUGGCCACUCAAAAGAAGGUAUAUGUGGGCAAAGGCCGACAUUUUUAUCCCAAAAGCGAUAUAGGCGAGUUUUUAAUUGAAGCAUAUGAUGUAUCGUUGGGCGAUGCAUUGCUUAUUACAGGCCCUACAACAGGGGCUCAAGAAGUCAAACUGGAGGCUAUGAUGGUGAACGACCAAACGGCCCAAGUGGCCAAGAAAGGCGAU